CACACGAGUACACCACUUCCUGGCACUGACGUGGGCAACCUGUCCAGGUCAAUGUACAUCUACGCCUACUUCCACCGCUUUCAUCCACAUCGUACACGCGUAUAAACGACAUCCAUGCCAGAUACGCAGUGUUCAUCGAAUUGAGAUCUUCGUAGCACGAGCACAGCCUGAUAUUCCCUCAUCGUGGUAACAACAGCUGUGGAAUGAGGUCGGAUGUUAUCGGUUCGGAUGAGAUGUACAUGGCAAUUGCCAUAGCAACGUCCCGCCGAAGUAGAGAUCCAGUGAGACAGGUUGGUGCAUGCGUGGUGGACGACUAUGGUAGCGUGAAGGCAGUUGGCUACAACAAUAUGCCGAACGACGACAACGACAUGUACCCCUGGUGUAAGGACGACCCAGAUCCAUUACAACACAAACGGCUCUAUGUAUGUCACGCGGAAGAGCGCGCCAUUGCGUCUUGUCCUGGGGAUUUAAGAGGCUGUUCCAUCUACGUGACACUCCACCCAUGUAAUGGUUGUGCAAGGUUAAUUGUUCUGUCAGGAAUCAAGGAGGUCAUAUUCCUGGAAGAUCGCAAUAAUAUACGCUAUCAAGCUUCACGAAUCAUUCUAAAAAAUUCUGGAGUUGCAUUAAAACAGUACGCCACAACGGGGAGGACUCUCGUCUGUAAAUUAUGAUGCGACGACUCAGACAAGCACAGUUGCUUGUACAAACAACAUCGACAACGCCGGAAAAGAGAAAUAUGCAGCCAGUUAAAACUAGUUCCCGCACCUGGCAGCUUUGCCUUCUAUCUAUAUACUGUAGUAAGUUUAAUACUCGAAUUGGUGAUAUAUUUCAGUAACUGCCACAAACCAUGAUUCCUCAGGACCAGUAUGAAAAGAACGAGUGAAUGAGUGAGUUGGAUUUUAAGCCACUAAGGACAGAUUUUCAGUUAUAUCCCAGCAUUUCAUUUUAAUGUGGGAGGAAACUCCAAAAUGGCACGGGUCUUGGACGUUUACCAUUUUCGUAAAUCCCUCGAAUAUGGUGUGGUGCUGACAAAUAUAAUCAAGCCGAGCUGAAACGCCUUGAGAAGCAGGAAAGGACUUUAGAUUGAUUGAUGACCAAUCUCAUUAAAAUCAGAUCUUAGUUCUCGCUACCGCGUUUAGCGAUAGCGAGAACUAAGAUCUGAUUUUAAUGAGAUUGAUUGAUGGCACGUAUCCAAACAACCCAGUCCUGCAUAAUAGUUCUUAAUAACCAGUUUCUCCGCAUGGAGAUACUUCCACGGUGUCCAAUAUCUGUGCAGACCUUUUGUCUCUACUCUCAGGAAUAUGUACUUCAGUUAGACAAGCGUUGCACAAUCAUGAUACCGCUUCUUCCGACCCGUGAAGAUCCGGGGUAGAAUAGGUCUUCAGCAACCCAUGCUUGCCGUAAAAGGCGACUAUGCUUGUCGUAAGAGGCGACUACCGAGAUGGGUGGUCAGGCUCGCUGACUUGGUUGAUG
Molecule: messenger RNA, 1473 nt
Organism: Haliotis rufescens (red abalone)
Lineage: Eukaryota; Metazoa; Mollusca; Gastropoda; Lepetellida; Haliotidae
Product: deoxycytidylate deaminase-like
Exons: 5
Coding region: 204-671 (155 amino acids)
Biological process (GO): dTMP biosynthetic process; dUMP biosynthetic process
Cellular component (GO): cytoplasm
Molecular function (GO): dCMP deaminase activity; zinc ion binding
Source: RefSeq, a predicted model, not a curated record